AUGAAAAAAUUAUUCAGAAGGAAAAAGAAGAAGGAUUCCACUGAUGAAGAAACAACAGUCACCGAUCAACAAGCACCAACUGAUGAAGAUGAUGUAACAGCCACCAACUAUGACUAUGAUGAGGAAUUAAUGGACGAAGAAAACGAAAGUGACAAUGAAGAGGAAGAUAUGGAACAAAAACAACUUUUAUAUCAUCAAUAUAGUGAUUAUACAUCGGAGGAUUUAAAAUCAUCACUGGAUGAAAUUAUAGAUUCGAUUGAUGCUGAAUAUAGAGUUGAGGAUUUUAGUUACAUUGAUGCCAUUGCUCGUUCUCUCAAGAAUGGAACGGAUAAAGAGGAUUUACGUAAAUUGAAGGAUAAUAAGAAGUUUUUGGAUGAUGCAGUCAAGCAAAUUGUCUGUGUUAAUUAUAAGGGCUUCAAUAAGAGUAUUCGUAAUUUUUCUGACAUGUUGGAUUUGAUGGAGAAGGGUCAAAGUCAAGUACAGAAUAUGAUUGAAAAAGUUAGAACAACGAAGGAGUUGUUGGCUUUGAGAUCUACAGAUUUGAUUUCAUUGUAUAGUAGUUAUUUGCAACAGAAAGAGAUUUUGGAUAUUUUAGAUGUUGUGCAGAAAGUAAAGAAUGCACCAAAUGAGAUUACAUCGUCCAUGAAUUCAAAACACUUUUUAUAUGCAGCUCGUACUUUGAAAACUUAUAAUGGAAUGGCAAAUAGCGAAAGAUUGAGAUCUAUCAAGGCUCUUCAUGAUAUUCGUGACCAAUUUAUGGAAUUUUAUGACAAAAUGCCAGAUAUUAUCACUGAUGAAUUGAAGGCUCAGCUUCACAUUCAUGCCUAUCAAAAAUCAUUGGAUAUGAUUGAUGAUGAUGAUUGGAGAUAUCAAUUGGCUGGUGGAAGUGGUAGUGGUAUUCCUACCCAUGCCAAUUCACCAAUUACUAUUCCAAAACUGAAUAGUAAAUUGGCUAAUCAAAUUAAGAGAUUUUCCACAAGACCAGGUGUAUCCCCAAUUAUAACUAAAGAAGAUCCAGAACCAGAACAAAAAAUCAAACCAUUUUCACAAGUCCAAGAUAAUUUGGCACUAGAUUAUGAGAAGGAAGACCCAGCCCAGUAUGUUAUCAAUUUAGUGGAAGCUCUCGAUGUGUUGGGAACACUUUCUGAAUUGCAAUCCAAAUUGGUACAAAAUUUGAGAUUCGAAUUGAGACACUUGAUAGAGUCUCACAUUAACGAGUUUGCAAAUUCAUUGAAGGGAUCUGACAGAGACUUGUUGUGGCUAAUUAUUCAAAAUAAGAAUUUAGCAAGUAAUGAACAAGUUGGGCUCUUUUCCAGUAACUUUGACGAUCCACUCGAACAACAUAAAACCAACACUGGAAAGGCAAUUUUGCAAGGAAGAUUAAUUUCGGAAAUGAUGGAAGGACUUUUUAUCAAACUGAAAAAGGUGAUGAAGAAUUAUCAAUUCUUAAUCAAAUUACUCGAGCAAAAGUUAGCUCAGAGAGACAGCUCCAUUAUAGGCGAUAAGGAAUUGGGAUCUAUGAGUAUUAUUCUUUCCAAGCAGGUUAUUACAAGAGUAAGAGAAUCCAUCUCUAAGAAAUUAGAAGAUUUGAGAUUGAAUUUUAGAACUGCUGGAGACUUUGAGGACUUGUUGCAGGAGUGCAUGGAAGAAUUAAUGUACAACUUUAUUGAUAAGAACUACGACGAGUCAGCAAGACAACGUGUAAAGGAUCUAAUCUUGAUAUUUGAAGUUCAAGUUGACUUGAAGACAAGAGAUGCAGGAAAGAAGGAGAAACAAAAUGCAGAAAAGGUUAAAUCUAGCUUCAAGACACUUGUCAUUAAUACACUUUCCUCUCCAGAUACACCAAGUCUCCUCUCCAUUGAACACAUUUGGAAAACUGUGGAAGAUGAAAUGGGAUCCGUACUCAAGGAACUCUUAGGUUUGAGAAAUAGUGAUUUGGACAAUUCAAGCAAGAGAAAAUCCACCACAAACCUCAGUGAAUUUGCUGAUAAUGGUAAAAAGAAGAAGAAAAUCUCUGAUUUUAACUUUGAAAUCAAAUUCAAAUUCUCCACCAAUGUAGAUUUUCCACUCAUGGCCAUGAAUGAAUCUGAAGAUCAAGGUUCAAUGAAAAUUUUGUGUGAAUCGUUGAACAGCUACUUUAUCUUCUCACCUUACAAUAUCAUUUGGAUGUACAAGGUUGUUACUGGAUUCGUCGAUCAGAUCUAUUCCAAUUUCAAAAUUGUCAAUGACAGAGACGAAGAUGAUGAAGAUGAAAGAACCUAUUCUGGAAACAGCAAUGAAUCAAUCCUCCAAAUGUUCAUGGAUAAUUUCAUCAUUGGUGCAUUCAUGCCACUCAUCGAAGAGGACUAUAGAAACAAAUUGUCCAAACUCUUAACUGACCAAGACAAGCACAAUACCAAUGCCUUCCUCCCUAGAGAAUCCCCAAACCAAACCUCCUCAACUUAUACCUACGUUUCCAAAACUGAAAAGAGACCACUAUUGAACAGUGCUCUCUUCUUAGCAUCUUGGCUUAGAGAAUUGUUCAAGAUUUCUCUUUCCCUUCCAGUGUACAAAAUGAGUAUUUUUAAUGUGAUUGAAAUUGUUUUGAAGAAUUAUUUGGCCUCUUGCAAGAGUCAAUUUGAUUCUGUCAUUAGAGGCAAAUUCAUUCAACAAUCUUUGACUGCAGAGUAUGAAAGUGUGUAUCCAGUGUUGAAAUCUGAUCCAAACUUUAAACUUCUCUAUACUAAAUCAAAGUCACAAAUUGAUUCGUCAACCUAUUCGAAACUCUCCGAGAAAUUCUACAAGAAAUUGUUUGUCAUCAUUGAUGAAAAACUUCAAAUCAAUUAUCCACACAAUCUUCCAAAGACCAAAUUCAUUGACAAUAACUCUCAAUUAAUUCUCUUGGCAAAUAUCAAUGAUAGUUUGGAAUGGUUAGCAGAUCUCAUCAAGAGCUACCAAAAGGAACUCAUUCAAACAGAACUUUUUGCAGUCAAGACUCAACAAAAGACAGAAGAAUACAGAGUAAAGAAAGAAGCUGCAUCAACACCUAAUACCACUAGUAUGCAUCAAGUGGCAAGCGAUCCAAAUAUCAGAAAACCUAUUAAGGUUCAUCACUUGAGAGUUUUGAGUACGGAUGCUGAGAGUGUAACCUCUGAUCAUUCAGAUGAGGAAACCAAUGCCAUUCAAAGAAUUAAGAAAUCUACCCUCUUCCUCUCCAAUUAUGAAAAGGAUUACAGAGAUUUGGCAAUAAGAUGUCUAUUCUCACUCAAGUUGGAUAUUCGUGUUCACUGUUAUCACUUUAUUCAUUGUAAUUUGAUGGACAAUUUACUCAAGUUUGGAACCUACGACUGUGAAGAUGAAAGAAAGGAACCUGAAGAUUUCAUCAAUUUAUUCAAUCAAGAUUUGUUCAGAAUUGAGAGAUAUCUUUCCUGCUAUUUACCAAAGAGCAAAUUGAGAUAUUUAUUCGAAUCUAUUGAAAAGAUGAUUCUUGAUCUUUUUAUUGGAAGUUUACCAUUUGCCAUUUCACAAUUCUAUGAAAUGAAACUUGACGAUAGCUCUUCAGCAAUGUUAGGAGGUGGCGAUCUUAUCAAAUCACCUUCAUUCUCCAAGCUUGGUUUAGAGAAAAUGAUGAGAAAUAUCUUUAGUUUGCAGCAACAGCUUUCCAGUUUCAGUUUUGUAGACGAAAGAAAAUUCGAAUCCAUUCGAGAAUACUUCUAUCUCCUCCAAAUGCAAUCCCACCAACUUUUAAGAAUGAUAGAAACCAAAUCACUCAAACAAUUACCAUUCACACAAGAUCAAUACGAAGCCAUUCUCCAAACCGAUUACGAUCACAUCAAGAGAGAUGUUAAGGAUGUAAACGUGUGUCGUCAAUUCUUUGAAAAGAAGAUUAAGAAACAGCAAGAAGCUCUCGCUGCCAAAUCAGUCAACUCUCCAACGACACCAACCAGAAGAUUAGUUUCCUCUUCAUUGCCAAAGAAAAAAUAA
Naegleria gruberi is the source of this 3963-nucleotide messenger RNA. RefSeq lists its product as uncharacterized. The transcript is spliced from 2 exons. Gene Ontology annotation, biological process: exocytosis; Golgi to plasma membrane transport. Gene Ontology annotation, cellular component: exocyst. NCBI's taxonomy places the organism in Eukaryota, Heterolobosea, Eutetramitea, Acrasida, Naegleriidae. Bases 1 to 3963 code for a protein of 1320 amino acids. The record is from RefSeq and is a predicted model, not a curated record.